This is a messenger RNA of Cydia strobilella, 648 nucleotides long. Its product is annotated as histone-lysine N-methyltransferase PRDM7-like. The transcript is spliced from 6 exons. Gene Ontology annotation, molecular function: protein binding. The annotation marks the transcript as partial. NCBI's taxonomy places the organism in Eukaryota, Metazoa, Arthropoda, Insecta, Lepidoptera, Tortricidae. The record is from RefSeq and is a predicted model, not a curated record.
AUGAGCGGUUUCAACCUGCGGAAGCGCGCUCGCGUAUGUUACUACGAGCCGGAGGAGCCGCCCUACGAUGAAUUUAUCUACUGCACCGAGUGCCGGGACUAUGUGUAUGAGUACUGCGCAAUACAUGGCCCGUUACUUGUUAUACCCGAUGACAAGGUGCCCGCCGUGACGGGGCUCCCCGCCUUCGUGCCGCGCUCCGCGCUCACCGUCCCGAGAAUCUUCCUGCAUCUUGCCUACUCGAAUAUCCCAGGUUUCCCAGACGAGGAUUAUAUCAGUAUUUUAGCUGUUGAUAUAGAGUAUCUAGGGGCGGGAAUAGGCGUGUUCAGCACGCUGACGCUGCCCAGCGGCGUGCGCUUCGGGCCCUACCGCGGCCGCCGCCUCGACACCGCGCUCGACUCUGGCUACGAAUGGCAGCUGUACGACCGCAACAACAAGCCGAGCCACGUGGUGGACGCGAGCGACGCCAACAACUCCAACUGGAUGCGAUACGUCAACUGCUCGCGGCGCUACUCCGAGCAGAACCUGGUCGCCUUCCAGUACCAGGGCGAGCUCUACUACAGGACGAUAAGGAUCGUGCCGCGCUUCACGGAGCUGCUGGUGUUCUACGGCAGCGAGUUCGCCAACCGGCUCGGCGUCGACCUGCGCCGG